AUGUGACUUGCUGGGGUUAGUAAUUAAUGAGCCUUUAUUCUUGUUUAUACAUACAGGCUUAUUCCUACAUGUCCCUCACAAAGACUUCCCUGUCUCAAAUAGCAAAUAGCCUGCUCUUUAAGCAGCGUGUAAACAGUGGUGUAGAGAUUUCAGUUGACAUUGAUACAGCAUAACUGCUGAAAAAUAAAAUAUCAGUCUAGUUUAAAAUACUUUUCAACUCUAUCAAAAAAAUAUGCAGAUUUGUUGUAUGUUUAGACAUAAACGCUUUUUACUCAAAAUAAGUGCCAGAUGUCACACACUUGUGUACUGUCCAGUGCCGGGCAGUGCCUUGUGGCUCUGUGAACUAUGUUGACGACACAAGUCUGUGUGUGUGGGUGGAUGGGUGGGUUUGUGAAUGAAUACGAAGAGGUUCUUGCACACUCAGACAACAACGUCAUUACAACUAAUUACAAAAGCAAACUUUCUGGGACCAAAGGUAAUUGAGCAAGUUCUCAAUUUAAUUUGUUGUAUUUUUCCAUAGAUUGGCAGAUAUUCACACUUUAAUGUAAUAAUCUUUUCAUGUAUGUUUACUGAAAUGUUUGGUGUUAGGGGAUGACUGUGGGAGAGAAAACUUAAUGAACAACUUUGGUUAGUCAGGAUCAGCUGUAAUCUUUUGUCUUUGUACUUCAGAGAACUAAAUGCAGUUUGGAAAGCUGAGCGCUUGCUUGGCAUAAAAAAAAAAAAAAAAAAAACCCAGAAGGCUGUUAGAACGAGACGAGGCAUGCUUCACUGAGCUAUGUCUUUGCCGACCAAAGGUCACCUCCCAAGACAGUAAAAUCAGAAAUGUGUGUGUAUUAAUGUUCUCACUUUGCAUAGUGAGACUUCAGUUUUCAACCGAACAAGGAAAGGAAAACGGAAAAGUGGGCACUUCUGGUUAACGAGGUUUGCUUAAAAACAAUUCCAGGAGAUGCAGUGGUGCAAAUGGGCCAGCAAAUGGAAAUCUCACCUACCAGGGCAGUCUACAGGAGCACAGGAAGAGGUUGCCUGUGAUUUCCUAUUUAAAAUUAUCUUCCUUGGAGACGGCAAUGUGGGAAAGACGUGCAUCAUCCACAGCUUAAAGUCUGGAGAGUUCAGAGACAAACAGCACAACACUAUUGGUGUAGACUUCACUGUACAUACUAUGGAUAUAGAUGGCAAGCGGGUGAAGAUGCAGAUAUGGGACACGGCUGGUCAGGAGCGUUUCCGCACCAUCUCACAGAAUUACUACCGCAGCGCUCAUGGGGCGAUGAUCGCCUAUGACCUGACACAACGUUCCACCUUCGACUCACUACCUCACUGGAUACACGCAGUAGAACAGUAUGGAGUUGCCAAUGUAGUCUUUGUACUUAUAGGUAAUAAGUGUGACCUGCAGCCCCACCGACAAGUGUUGUUUGAGGAUGCUUGCACUCUUGCUGAACAGAAGGGUGCUCUGGCUGCUCUGGAGACAUCUGCUAAGGAGAAACAUAAUGUACAAGAAGCCUUCGAGCUAAUGGCACGGGAGCUGAUAGUACGAAACGGAGGCAUAGGCCCACAAGAAGCACUGUCAGAUUCUCCAAAUCUCCUUCUAUAUUCCGAGACUCACUCAAUCGGGGAAGUGGAGUCUCUAAAGAAGAAAACUUGUGACUGUUAAAUAUUCGUUUUUUUAAAGAAUGGUUUUCUUUUACAGGCCUCUUGAAGACUUCCAAAAACAUUUCCCAAUACUUACUCCUGUCUCAUGUACUGUACAUAUUGUGUGCAAUGAUAUUUUAACUCGUAUUUUAAUAUUAUUAUAAAUAAUAUAUUGCUGUUGUUUUUUUCAUGUUAACAAG
This is a messenger RNA of Silurus meridionalis, 1826 nucleotides long. RefSeq names its product ras-related protein Rab-19 (gene rab19). NCBI's taxonomy places the organism in Eukaryota, Metazoa, Chordata, Actinopteri, Siluriformes, Siluridae. The coding region runs from base 947 to 1648 and encodes 233 amino acids. Gene Ontology annotation, cellular component: trans-Golgi network. The record is from RefSeq and is a predicted model, not a curated record. The transcript has 4 exons. Gene Ontology annotation, molecular function: GTP binding; GTPase activity.